UUAGAGCACAAUUAGACAGGGUUUUUAGGAUAUUUGUGAUUUAAAGAAAAAGAAAAAUUGUAAUUAAAUCAAAAGGCGUCUCUUAAUUAAGGGAUGGAAGAGCCGUUCCUUAGAGUACACGUGUCGAGCACACGGCGUUGAAAAAAAAAACCGAAGUCUUCUGUUCUUCGUCUCUUCCUCUCUAUCGCUUGGCUUUCGAAAAUGCAGACCAAUUCGGAAAGAGAGCGACAUAGAUGAUUUUUUUUUGUUGUGGAUUCCCUCCGAUUGAGGAGAUAUGGCCGGAGCUAAUGCUGACGAUGAUCGUAACAACCGCCGGAUUGCUAGCCAAUCGACGGAUUCCGCCGCAGAUGUCCCUGGAAAACGCGGGAACGAGGAUGCUUCGUCUCUUGUUGAAAUCUCGUGCUCGAUUUGCCUCGAGUUGGUGGUCGACGACGGUUCCAGAUCCAGUGCUAAGCUCCAAUGUGGUCACCAAUUCCAUUUGGGGUCAGUGGUUGUUUGCAAAUGGCUCUACUCGGCUGUUUCCUGAGUUUGUCAUGGAAGAUUGGAUCCCCGAAGAAGAUUUGUAUGCUUUAAGCUAUCCAGAGAUGGGUUUUGUUUUGGUGUGUAGUGAGCUUCAAGUGCUCUCACUGCAAAUCCACCCUUCAAGUCAGUUUCUUUCUUCCCCCUUUCAUCACUCUCUAGCAUCAGCAGUGGGUCUCACACAAUCUCUUGUCAAAUAA
Messenger RNA from Brassica oleracea var. oleracea, 719 nucleotides. RefSeq lists its product as uncharacterized. The record is from RefSeq and is a predicted model, not a curated record. Lineage: Eukaryota; Viridiplantae; Streptophyta; Magnoliopsida; Brassicales; Brassicaceae. Gene Ontology annotation, molecular function: ubiquitin-protein transferase activity. The coding region runs from base 234 to 719 and encodes 161 amino acids. The transcript is spliced from 4 exons.